Messenger RNA from Vicugna pacos (alpaca), 1121 nucleotides. NCBI's taxonomy places the organism in Eukaryota, Metazoa, Chordata, Mammalia, Artiodactyla, Camelidae. The record is from RefSeq and is a predicted model, not a curated record.
AUGGGAUUGGGACUGAAGAAGGAAGAUGCAGGCCUGGGCGUGGAGCCUGAGGUGACCGUGGGUCAGCCAGCGAACCUGCCUGGUGAGUGGACGGGUACUCAGCCCCUUUCUCUCUCCUCAGACACCACCACGCGUCUCCUGCUGGGGGCCAUCGCCGUGCUUCUGUUCGCCAUCCUGGUGGUGAUGAGCAUCUUGGCUUCCAAGGGCUGCAUCAAGUGUGAGGCACCCUGCCCGGAGGACUGGCUGCUCUACGGACGGAAAUGCUACUUCUUUUCUGAGGAACCAAGAGACUGGAACACGGGCAGGCAGUAUUGCCACACCCACGAGGCCGCGCUGGCUGUGAUCCAGAGCCAGAAGGAGCUGGAGUUCAUGUUCAAGUUCACACGGAGGGAGCCCUGGAUUGGUCUGCGCAGAGUUGGGGACGAGUUCCACUGGGUCAAUGGGGACCCGUUUGACCCGGACACAUUCCCCAUUGCGGGCCCGGGGGAGUGUGUCUUCGUGGAGCCCACCAGGUUGGUGUCGACGGAGUGUCUGAUGACCCGACCCUGGGUGUGCAGCAAGAUGGCCUACACGUGAGGUGGGUCAGGCCAGAGGUAGCCCUCUAGCCAGGCUCCGAGACCUGCCAGCCUCAGGCUCCUCUCCAAGGCGAAGCCAUGAGGAGGGUGACCUCUGCCAGUGAGCCCUCUUCCAGGCCCUGGAGCCCUGGUUCCCAGUCUCCUUGGCCCCAGGCAGGUCCUGUGGCUCAGCAGUGAAGUCCCACAUGCUCAGUAGCACAGUAGGCACCUGUCCCCCAGACACUUAUGUGUGCACACGUCCCCUCUCAGAGUCCACCCUCAGUCACCUCAACAUGUCCCUCCCUGGCCCCACAGUGGAACAUUCCUUCCUCAUCAGGCCGUGGUGCUUUGAGGAAGGGUGGGGACUGACACAGACCGUGCUAUCUCCGCACAGACGCGACCCCUCCCCAGUCAUUUGUCUCCUGGAUGCUGGGAGGCAGGCAGAGAAGCCUCCUCUCCCCUGGGCCCUGCAGCCACCUCCUUGCCUCGCCUGGGGGCUCAGGCAGGCUCCUGGUGGUGGUACGGCUGUGCUGGUUGGUCACUGAUGGAAUAAAGAAAUGACAGGUG